Hyla sarda is the source of this 1451-nucleotide messenger RNA. RefSeq names its product ATP synthase mitochondrial F1 complex assembly factor 2 (gene ATPAF2). Lineage: Eukaryota; Metazoa; Chordata; Amphibia; Anura; Hylidae. Bases 186 to 1046 code for a protein of 286 amino acids. Gene Ontology annotation, cellular component: mitochondrion. The record is from RefSeq and is a predicted model, not a curated record. The transcript has 9 exons. Gene Ontology annotation, biological process: mitochondrial proton-transporting ATP synthase complex assembly.
UGAGGACAAACCAGGGUCACCAACAUGGCGGCGCCCAGAGGAUGAAGUGCCGGGUGUUGUGUCCUGCAGCAUGCCGUCUGAUGUGAUCCGCACUGUACGCGGCUCCAACCACUAAUGUCCACAGGGAGAUCAGACUGUGUGUUCUAUCAUCAGUUUCUCAUACUAUUUGCAUAAACACGGUGAGGAUGUUACGGAGCCUUCACCGCCUGUUCUCCGCGCACCCCAUGGUGCUGAACCGCGGCCUGUAUCGGGGGAUAUGUUCCCUGGAAAGCCCCUUUAUGCAGAAGAGAUCCUACGCUCCACCUACUGAAAGAAAGAAGUUUUAUGAAAGCGUCAGCAUCUCCCAAGGAGAAGGUGGAUACGAGAUUAUUCUGGAUCGUAGGAAGUUAAAGACCCCCCAGGGAAAGAUUUUUACUGUCCCAAGUGAACCCUUAGCAAUAGCUGUGGCCACUGAGUGGGAUUCCCAGCGGGACACCAUCAAAUUCUUCACAAUGCACCUGACGACCCUAUGUAACACGGCCCUGGAUAACCCCACACAGAGGAAUAAGGAGCAUCUGAUAAGAUCCUCUUUGAAGUUCCUGGAUACAGACACCAUUGGUUGCAGAGUAGAGGAGCCACCAAGCCUAGUAGAGCUCCAGACAAAUGAAUGGGAUCCCAUCCUGACCUGGGCAGAAGACAGGUACAAUGUAUUGAUCGGAUCGUCCACCAGUCUCAUGGGUCCAGCUAUUCCAGAUCAGACCAAAGAAGUGUUUCAUCGCCAUCUGGCCUCCUACAACUCCUGGUCACUAAUAGGCAUCGAAUUUAUGGUUACUCAGCUGAAAUCCUUCAUAAUCGCCAUGGGACUAGUAGACAGAUUCUUGACCGUGCAAAAGGCUGUGCUGCUGUCCCGCCUGGAGGAGGAGUAUCAGAUCCGGUACUGGGGUAACGUGGAGUGGGCUCAUGACUAUGACCUGCAGGAGUUACAGGCCCGCACGGCCGCAGGAACCUUGUUUGUUCAUCUCUGUUCUUCAAGCUCCACUAUCAAACACAAGCUCCUGCAGGACUGACCCCUGACACCUUCACCCCCACAGACGACCAUGACACUUCUCAUUGGAAUCGGGAUUCAACCAGCCAUUAGGAUUCAUUGAUGAUUCAACAUUGUGUGUGCACCUCCAAUGCAAAGCAGUGUAUCUAUACAGCAGUGGUCUCCAAACUGUGGACCUCCAGCUGUUGCAACACUACAACGCUCAGCAUGCCCGGACAGCCAACAGCUGUCCGGGCAUGCUGGCAGUUGUAGUGUUUCAACAGCUGGAGGUCCACACUUUGGAGAACAAUGCUGUACAGAUAACUAUUUCUAUGUAGUCAACUGUUCCCGAAAUUUGUCUUUCAGUCCAUUUCUGUGCCCGUUAAGAAUAGUUACAUAGGUCUGCAUAGGAGCUGUAUACUCACUAUAGUGAGUAUAAUAAAAAAUA